Molecule: messenger RNA, 2406 nt
Organism: Lolium rigidum
Lineage: Eukaryota; Viridiplantae; Streptophyta; Magnoliopsida; Poales; Poaceae
Exons: 17
Coding region: 1-2166 (721 amino acids)
Biological process (GO): regulation of salicylic acid biosynthetic process
Cellular component (GO): nucleus
Molecular function (GO): sequence-specific DNA binding; calmodulin binding; DNA-binding transcription factor activity
Source: RefSeq, a predicted model, not a curated record
AUGGCGCACAAGCGGUCGCUCGACGCCGCCGUGCCGGAGCAGGAGGCGGCGCAGUCCCCGAGGAAGCGGCUGCAGCGGGCGGUGUUCCUCGUCAUGUCGCUUGAGAGGAGGAGGGCGAGGACGCUCACGGUCGACCAGAUGUCGCACAUGGUUCGCCAGGUGCAACUCGAUAUGACCAAACUGUUUCUGAUUCUGAUGGUGCUCGUCGCGCGGCUUGGCUCGGUGGAGAGUUUGCUCCUCCAGCUCCCCAACAUGCUGCAGGGAUUAUUGGCGGAACAGCUUGGUGCUUUCCGAAGAUCUGUUAUGGUAUCCAUGGAAGAUAUGAUCCAGGCAGCUCGCCAAACAGAGAUGCAGAAACCACAAGCAGCUUCGCUUCCUGCUGGUGUUUAUGAGCCUUCAAGUUCAAGGGCGAUAUCAGAAGCUCCUCCUGAAACUGGAGGCAGCUCUGGAGUAGUCAAGCUACGGUUUGUUGGUGCUGACAGACCAAGAGAUCCACUUUUCACGAGUUGUCCAGUAAAAUGGCAUAAUGGACAAAACGCUAAGGUAGCAAUAUUUCGAAAUGAGAAGCAAAUCACAGGCGGUGAUCUUUCUAAGCUGCAAAUUGAGAUUUUGCCAGUCAAUGCUGAUUUCUUUACUGAGAGAGGACAAGAGGAUUUCACCGAAGAGGAAUUCAAAAAACAUAUACAUAUGUGUAAAGGGAAAGAGUCGGUAUUAACAACUGUUAAUCUAAGAAAUGGUGAGGCCGAUCUUGGUUCCAUCAUCUUUACACAGAGCUCCCACCUGAAAAAGCUACGAUUGACAGCAAGAGUCAAAAGGCAGGAUCUUACAGUCAGAGUUCAAGAAGCAAUCACUGAUCCUUUUGUUGUCAAAGACCGCCGAAGUGAAUCAAAUGAAAAGAGUUAUUUUCCAUGUAAGGGAGAUGCGGUACAUACAUUGAAGAGAAUUUCCCCAAAUGGAAAACGUUUCACUGCCCUUCAGGGGAAAAAGAUUACUACAGUGAAGCACUUGAUGCGUCACUAUCACAAAGAUAAAUCUGCUCUACAAAAGCUUACUGGCAUGAAGAAGGAGGAAUGGAAUACCAUGAUUAAACAUGCCACCAUGUGUGAUCCUGGGAAUGAGAUCUAUUCUUAUAGAGUCGCAGAGGAAAAUUGUGAACUGUUAUUCAACGAUUUCUACGAUCUCGUUGGUAUGAUUAGCAAUGGAUGCUAUGUUCCUGUCAGAACCCUUGGUCAGUUUCAGCAGCUGAAUAACUGGAAAAUAUCCGGGUACAAAAGACUUGAGGAGCGAGAGAACUCAGGGGAUCUUAUCCCAGAUUACUUGAUGAUGAGUGACGGCCCUGUCCGUGCGAUGCCUCUUAACAACAUCGCAGGUUCUUCUGUACAAUCUAGACCGGCAUGGCAAUAUCCUAAUGACAUGUCUGCACAACAAGAAUUUCGUGAGCCACAGCCAUGUUGGCAGCAGAAUGAGUUCUCACCGGCCGAAGUCCGGUCAAGCAAUGAAGCUGGUCCUUCAAAGCAAAAAGCACCACUGUUUUCACAGCACACUGAGUAUCAAGAUCUCGGCCAGCAUGGUCCUUCUAUGCCACACUGUCAUCUGCACCAGGGAAAUAUCUUGAAUGGUCAGGGACCAUUCUCAGGACAGCCAACUAUUCCUUCCUACAAUGUUCUGCCGGUUCCAGAGGAGGACUUGAUCACAGGUACAAGUCUAAUUGGGCAACAGAAUGGACACUUAAACUCUCUGACGACUGAUGCUCCUGAACUUGAUCAGCACCAUCCUUCUAUGCCCCGGAAUGGAACUCCUUACUACCCGGCCCAGGAAAAUAUUUUAAAUGGUGAAGGAUCAUUCUCAGGACAGCCAACUAUUCCGUCCAACAUUUUUCCUCCAGUUCCGAAGGAUGACUUGAUCACAGGUGCAGGUCUAAUUGACCAACAUAAUGGACACUUAAGCUCCUCAAAGACUGAUGCUCCUGAUGGACUUAGUCAGACAACCUCUUCAUUUAACCAUGCGGACGAUGACAUCUCGAUGGAGUUAUCUACACCUGAAUUGCAGGCAAUUCUACAACAAGUGAAUCUGCCAGACCAGGGCUUUCUACAAGAUGACGACGGUGAACUGCCGAAUUUCAGCAUCCAGCUUGAUGGUUAUGAACAUGGUGGCGGCAACCUGUGAUUGAACUUGACACGACUGCAACCGGCAUUCCUCUACCGGACUGAACUAUUAUAGUGUGACAAAACCAUAGUGUUGUAAAUAUCAAAUGUUGUACCCCAGCCAUGUAAAGCUUGUAUGGCUAGUGGGUACUGGCUAUACUAGACAUUUGGCUUGCAUUCUCAUCAAUAAACACCGUUAGCAAAUGUUUGUGCUGCUAAACUUUGUGUAAUCCUAUGAAAGUAGUAUGAAUCAAGCUUUCUA